Messenger RNA from Thalassophryne amazonica, 4933 nucleotides. RefSeq names its product calmodulin regulated spectrin-associated protein 1a (gene camsap1a). The transcript is spliced from 19 exons. NCBI's taxonomy places the organism in Eukaryota, Metazoa, Chordata, Actinopteri, Batrachoidiformes, Batrachoididae. Gene Ontology annotation, cellular component: microtubule minus-end. The record is from RefSeq and is a predicted model, not a curated record. Gene Ontology annotation, biological process: neuron projection development; cytoplasmic microtubule organization; negative regulation of microtubule depolymerization. Gene Ontology annotation, molecular function: spectrin binding; microtubule minus-end binding; calmodulin binding. Bases 96 to 4838 code for a protein of 1580 amino acids.
GGGUGGCAGGGAGGAGCCGUCUCCUUUCAGGCAAGCGUGUCCGCUCUUUAAGCUCUGCUCCAUCUCUCCAAGAGGAUCCAAUGCACAAAUAGAGGAUGGAUGGGGAGGCGAGUGCUGGCAGGAACAGCACCCGGAGGGGAGCUCACGCAGUAGAAGAUGGUGCAGGAGGAGGCCUGGAGGUUCAGGUUGUACCACUGGGGCUUUAUGAUUCUGCAAGAGCCAAAAUAGACGCAAAUCUCCGCUGGUUGUUUGCCAAAGCUUACGGUGUAGAUCACAUCCCUGUGGACCUACUAGACCCUUUCUACACUGACCAGUAUGAGCAAGAACACAUUAAACCACCCAUCAUCCACCUGCUGCUGUCUGGCGAGCUCUAUUGCCGGGUGUGUGAGCUGAUCCUGCAUGCCAAGCAGUCUGCCUCUCUCCAAAGCCAUCAGUCUAUCAUACAGACACUGUCCAGGAAAGGCAUCUAUGUCCUGGAGACGGACAACACCCCUGUUUCUGAUCUGGACCUUCAGUCGAAUCCCAUCAAGAUGAACUCCCACAUCCACCUCAUCGAUGCCCUCAUGAUGGCCUACACUGCAGAGAUGAUCAGCAUAGAGAAUGUGGUCUCCAGUGUCAAGCGUUUCUCCAACUUCAGUGCCUCCAAGGAGCUGCCGUUUGACCUGGAGGAUGCAAUGAUCAUGUGGAUCAACAAGGUGAACAUGAAGCUGAGGGAGAUCACAGACAAACAGCUGAAAAUGAAGCAGCAUUUCCUGGAUUCACCCAGUCACCAAAAGUCUCCCUCCAAAUGGUACUGGAAGCUUGUCCCUGUACGUUACCGCAGAGAUCACCUGUCAGGUUGUAAGCUUCAGUGUUUCCCUCUGCUGGAAGACCUGUUGAAGGACGUGUCUGACGGCAUGGCUCUUCUGGCUGUGAUCCACUUCUACUGUCCAGAACUCAUCAGACUAGAAGAUAUCUAUCUGAAGGAGGUUCCAUCAAUAGCAGAUAGUCUUUAUAACAUCCGCCUUCUGAGGGAGUUUUCUAAUGAUUACCUGAACAAAUGCUUCUACCUCAAGCCAGAGGACAUGUUGUAUUCUCCACCAGUACUGAAGAUUAAUGUGAUGCUGUUUAUCGCAGAGCUCUUUUGGUGGUUUGAGGUCGUGAAGCCAGACUUUGUUCAACCCAGACACCUUCAGGAAGUUAGAGAUGUGAGAUUGCUGCUGCAGGCGAAGAGUACUCAACCCCACGUUCCCAUAUCCAGCAACACCAAACGUUUCCAGGUGUCAUCAAACUCUCCUGAUGUCUUGGCUACACCCACAAUCCCAGAUCUCAGUAACAAGUCAAACUCAUCAAGCCCAGGCCAUGCUUUUCAAAGACGGAGACAACAGAAGGUGCCUGAGAAUGAUGGGACAGCAGAGCAAAGAAAAAGGGCGGACUGUCUGACACACGCCGAUGGGCAACCUAAGGGCUCAUUAUUGCCUUGGCCAGAGAGAAGGCUGAGACCUUUACCCCAACCUGUGCCCUUUGCCCUGCAAUUUCCUGUGGAGGGUGGUGGGGACAGCACCGGCCUUGCUUGCUUCGUCAACAAAGACAGCUUGGCCUCCAACGUUAUGAGCAUUACCCCCAAACACAUGCUGAGGUCAGGUCCCCAAAUACCUCCUUAUAGCCUGAGUGGUCAGAGCCUUUUAGGUCACAUUCGCAUAGAGGAUGAGGAAGAGAUUGUAGAGGAGGAAGAGCUGGUUGCUGUUAUUCAUCCUUAUGAGUUUUCUCAACAUCAGGUUGAAAGCAACAUGGAGCAGGAUGAAUUGGAAAUACAAAAUGUUUCCACUGCAAAUGUUUCUAAAACCCGCUACUCUCCUUGCCUUCGCACCAGUCUCUUCAUAUCAGACCAGCAAGGAGAGAGCUACUAUCUAGAACCCUUGAUGCCUGCAGUUGUAAAAUCUGCCAAAGAGAAGAGCAUCAACCUGAGCAAGGAAGCGGAGAGUGGAGAGAGUGCUGCAAGAGCAACAAAAACAGCAAGAAAAACAAGCACUCUUCCAAGUACUUCACAUUGGAAAAUCCCUGUGACGGAAUCAAACAAUCUCAAAAGUACUUUUAUCCACGGGGAAUCAGUCAGUGGCCCUCUCCAGCUACCCAGAGAAGGAUCUGUAGACAGUUCACAGCAGUCCCAUGGUUUUUUUCUUCAUUUGUCAGGAGACCCAGAGACUCCAAACCAGGUAGUUCUCCCUGAAGAGGACCGUGACAGUCCUUUCUCCACUGGGUUGGAGGUUGGGUAUGAAUCUGACUCUGACAUUGCAGACCUUGUAGAAGAUGAGGAGGAGGAUCAGAUGCAGCUGGCCAAAGAGUUGGUGGUGAGACAAAAGCUAAAGUGCUUCGAGGACGGAGAUGCAUCUGUAUUUGGAGAGGGCGAGUCAGCCAAAUUGAGAGAAGACAUGAAGGUGAGUGAGCGAGGUGAUAAGGAAAAUUUUAGUGGGUGUUCCAGCCCAUGCCUCAGUACCGCGUCCUGGGUGAGCACCUGCAGCACUUCAGGCAGCACUAGUAUGAGGAUGACGAGCUUUGCAGAGCGCAAGCUGCACAAAAUUUACCUCCGUGACGGGUUUUCAAGUACCAGUAGUUCCCAGAAGACUACCCCCGAUGGUUCUGACAACACACCGUGCCCUCCCUGGCAACUGAAGAGUGAUGCUAGUUCCAGUGGUCUAGGGAAGGAACCUGGUUCAGAGUUGGGAAGGAGUGCUACGUCUUGUUCCCCAGUAGUGCCUUCAGAGUUGCUGCAACUUCACAUGCAACUAGAAGAACAAAGACGUGCUAUUGAAUAUCAGAAGAAAAAGAUGGAAGCCCUAUCAGCACGGCAGCGACUGAAACUAGGGAAAGCUGCAUUCUUCAACAUAGUGAAGAAGGGGGGUGGGAAGAGUGACACACUUCCCCAGCCCUUGAAACACCCUCAGGAAAUCUCAGAACUAACUGAUACAGAUAGGGGUAAAGUGAAGUUCCUGCCCUGCAAAGACGACUCCUGUCUUGAGGCUUUGAAGGGUCAGGCAAAGUCUGUUAAAACAAGGGGAGGACCACUGCACAGAGACAAUGCAAUCAACGCCAGUCCAUUGGUUAAGGACAGUGGUACUGAGCCUGACUUGAAUGAGUGUUCCCGAUCUAUAGAGCUACUCAAUGAUGCUCUUAGUUGUAUUCAACAGCAAAUGAUGCAGCUUUCCUUCCAGCAAAAACUGCUGAUGAAUCAAAGUGCAGUCUCUUCUCCAGGAUCUCAAGAAUUAGACUCAAGCCCAACAGCCAACACAGCACAAACAAAAGUCUCUACCUCAGACUCCAAAUCUUUUUCUGUCGUUCAAUUUGUCGAUAUUGGCAGGAGCCAUUCUGGGCCUGCUCGCUGCCCUCCCAGGCUGAGCUCAAGUCAACGCAAGUCCGGCAGCAAAACCUCAGAGUUAAAACAGAUCAAGGAGAAGGCAUCCAUCAAGUCCAACUCCCAACCCCAAAAAUGUGCACCUUCUUUUAAUGAAAGCUCUUGUGGAGACCAGGUGAGUGGAGGAGUUGUUGAGAGUUCCAAGUUAGAAAGAAGUAUUGUCAGAAAAACCACCUUCAGGGUCCAUGAUAAUCACAACCAACUAUCCAACAGAGAGGGAAAUAUCUCUGAGGAACUCCAGUCACAGGAUCCACCAGUCAUCUUCAGUACUGUUGUGUCUAGCUCAGAGAGUGUAGAAGAGGAUGAACCUGUUGAAUCAGGAAAAGAGGCUGUGUGUGGGAUUGAGAGUACCACAGCCAAAAGUCAACUGAUUGAGGUUGACAUAUCAGAACUCAAGGAGCCACUGGAGGAUGGCAGCGCACAUGUUCCGGACUGCUCUGAAGACAGGGAGCAAAAGAAUGCGUUGGGCUUCUUCUUCAAGGAUGAUGAGAAGGCAGAAGAUGAAAUGGCGAAACGCCGCACUGCCUUUCUCCGCAAACAGCAGCGCAAAGCUGAAGAAGCAAGACUGCGCAAACAGCAGCAAGAAGCCGAGAGUGAGCUAAAACGUGACGAGGCAAGGCGUAAGGCAGAAGAGGAGCGAGUACGUAAAGAGGAAGAGAAGGCACGCAGAGAGCUGAUUAAGCAGGAGUACCUUCGCAGGAAGCAGCAGGCACUGAUUGAAGAGCAGGGUCUUGUCAAUCCUCGUCCAAGGACUAAAUCACGCAGGGGUAGACCCAAGUCAUUGCACCGCGAGGGGUUCAACAGUCUCUCUAAAGGAACCACCACACCUGAACCAAGUGACAGUCACCGAGGAUCCACUCUCUCCUUGGCCACUGAGGCAGAUAGCGUAAUGUCUGCAGGGGCAGAGACACAAAGGGCUGGAUCAUUGUGCUCUGUGGAGUUGUUGCCAAUCCUGAGCAGAGGCUCUUGUAGGAACAUGGAGAAAGACUGCGAGAAUGGCUCCAUAGCUUCUUCCAUCAUGUCAGCUGAGUACACUGGUCCUAAACUCUUUAAAGAGCCAAGCUCCAAGUCCAACAAGCCGAUCAUCAUCAAUGCCAUCGCUCAUUGCUGCCUGGCUGGAAAGGUUAAUGAGCCCCAGAAGAAUGUCAUCCUGGAGGAGGUAGAAAAGUGUGAGUCCAAUCACCUGAUUAUCCUCUUCCGAGAUGGCGGCUGCCAGUUCCGUGCCAUUUACUUGUUCUCGCCAGAAACUGAGGAGAUCAUAAAGUUUACGGGAACAGGACCACGGACUGUCAGUGGGAAGAUGAUCGACAAACUUUAUAAAUACAACUCGGACCGCAAGCAGUUCACCAUCAUCCCAGCCAAGACUGUGUCUGUCAGUGUUGACGCCUUGACCAUCCACAAUCACCUUUGGCAGGUCAAGAGGCUAGGCAGCUCGCGGAGGAAGUAGGAAAACGACACAUUUUGGGAAAAAAAACUCAGUUGCUGGUCUGUUAGUGUUGGGCCGGACCCAAUACGGAUGAGCACCCUGAGGUGAUCAAGUGA